GCGAAGGGUGCAGUCCGUUGGCGGCGCUAGUGUAAGACGGCCGAAUAGCGGUACGGUGGAAACCAGCCGGGCAAGCUCCACUGCUCCGGCAUCGCCGCUCAGUUCGUGUCCUCUCGUUGCGCACGACGGUUGUUAGCGGUCGCGGUGGCGUCGCCCUUCUUACGUUCGUUCGCGUAUCGCGGCGUUCGAGGCUGAAAACAGAAGGCAGAAAACAAACACAAGAGACAGGACAGAGAGAGGGAAGAUUAUUGAAUCAAACAGUCCGAUUGAGUCAGUGCGGAAGGUCACGGGAGAGCUCGGUAAACAAACAUCGGGACAGAGUCGUAAGUACUACGCGUGUGUGUGUCGGGACGAACAUAGUCUCUUUUGCUUUUCCGCGAGGUAAGACGUACGAGAGAAAGAUCCGCUCCGAAAGUGUCUCGUGUGCGCGAAUGUCGCGCGGCGUGCCGGUAGCGUCGCGCCGCGUCGCGCUGGAGCAGUGUGAAUACAGUUGAGUGUCGGUUGAGGGGCAGUGCAACACGUUCGAACGUGUCGCGGAUUCGACUCGCCGCGGUGCCACGACCCUCCUCGCGAAUUCUCUCGCCGUUCCUACACGGCGUGUUGUCGGUGCAUACGCGCAGACGGACUCGCGUCAAGGCACAAGCGGUCGAGGGAGUGGGAUAAAGAGAGAAGGCAGAGACAGCGCGCGCGAGAGAGAGAGAGGCAACGCGUACGUACAACUCUCUCUCUCUCCCGGUCGCGUCGCCGCGCCGUCGGUGCACCGUCCGUCCACCUUUCGCGUUGCCGCGAGUGCAUGGGAUAAAAUGGCGCUUGCUUUCGUCCGUGCACCUCUAUCGACCGUGACGAACUGUUCGACGGAAUCGCGCCGGCAUCGCUCGCCGCGACCUUUCUGAGGGAUCAACCAACGUACGUCUCGCUGCGUGACCGUCGUCGUGUCACGUCUCGUCUCCCUCGCGUCCCCGUCGUUACCGCCGUUCGUCGUCGUCGUCGUCGACGGCGUCCUCGUCGUCGCCGCGAGUACCGUGUGCGGAAUACCGUGUGUGUGCAAAGUGCAUCGCCAGAGGAGCGUUGGCAGGAGAGGAGAGGUAUCUCGAGUGCGACGAUUUUGGAGCGACGAAUUCGGAGCGACGUGUUUCCGUGCGGAGCGGAGCGCAUCCUCUCGCUGUGGACUUAGAUUCGGCGGCCGGUGAGAUCACGCGUUCACCAACACAAGGACUUGAUUCCGCGCAGAAGGUCGGAAUUGGAGGACGCGAAAAAAGAACGAGAUCCAUCAACACCAGCACAGUGUCGUCAUGUGAGGGUCGAUACUUCCUCGAUUGCUAAUUGCUAACGGAAAUCGCACGUGCAAAACAUCGAUUGCUCGUGAAAAUCCGGUACGAAACGACACAGUCGGGGCGAUAAGCUGGAGCAUAAGCGGGAAGGGAAAGCGGUAGCCGGUGAAGAAGACGGAGGUGGUGGUGUCGCCGAGGAGGGCGAAGGAAUUUGGCAGUGGCGACGGUGGUGAUCGCACGUCGUCAUCGCCGCCGCCGCCGCCGCCGUCGUCUUCGUCGUCGUCGUCGUCGAGCUGUGACGCGCGAGACGACGCGAAGCGAAGCUCACUAGAGGAGGCAUGAGGAGGCGAGAGUGACGACGCUGCUGCAUCCUCGCACAGAUCGUGAGAGGACCGGCGGCCUGAUACCGCGGCGAUACGCUGGGGCCCGCGAUAAAGAUGGCCCCCUUCAAUAUGGCCGGCGUGGCGGGCCUUCUAGCCACCUGCGCCGCCGUUGCUGCUUCCGCUGCCCACCUUCUGCCGUUGCUGCUGUUACUAAUCUGCCCGCGAGGGUCCCAGGCGGAACAAGUUGUUCUCUUGGACACAACGACGGAGGAGAAGCUCGACUGGACGAAGUACCCGUUUGGACCGCAAGUCAGCACUUCUGGCUGGGUGGAGGAGUCCUUCACGAACUUCGACAAGGGCAUCAAUUGGCGGAGUUACGUGGUGUGCGACGUGGCGUACAACAACGUGAACAAUUGGCUGUGGACGCCGUUCGUGGAGAGGGGCCCGGCGAACCGCAUGUACAUAGAAAUCAAAUUCACGACCCGCGACUGCUCGCUGUUCCCCGGGAACGCUCUCAGCUGUAAGGAGACCUUCAGUCUGCUCUACUACGAGUUCGACGCGGCUACGAAGGAGCCGCCUCCGUGGGAGCCGGACAGUUACAAACUUAUCGGUCGCAUAGCCGCGGGGGAAGGGCGAUUCAAUACGAACACCGAGGUGGUGAUAAACACAGAGGUGAAAUCGAUACCGGUGACGAAGAAGGGCGUUUACUUCGCGUUUCGUGAUCAGGGCGCCUGCAUAUCGAUCUUGGCCAUCAAGGUAUACUACAUCAGCUGUCCAGAGGUCUCAAUGAACUUCGCCCGUUUCCCGGCUACACCGACCGGUCGCGAGGUCACUUUUAUCGAGCAGACGAUCGGCACUUGCGUCGCCAACGCCGUCCAAAUCGACAAUCCGAUCUACCUCUGCAAGGGAGACGGAAAGUGGUACCUUCCCACUGGCGGAUGCCACUGCCAGCCAGGCUAUCAGGCCGACAAGGACAAGCAGGAGUGCAAGGAGUGCCCGAUAGGCAAAUUCAAGCACGAGCCGGGCUCCCAAAUCUGCGAGCCUUGUCCGGAGCACAGCAAAGCCUCCGAUUACGGUUUCACGGAGUGUCGUUGCGACCCGAGCUAUUACCGAGCGGAAAAAGAUCCCAAGAACAUGCCCUGCACGCAACCACCUUCGGCGCCGCAAAACCUGACCGUCAACUUUGUCGAUCAGUCCACGGUGAUCCUUUCCUGGAACGCACCGCACAUGCAGGGUGGCAGGUUCGAUACGACUUACAGAGUAGUGUGCGACGCCUGCAGCACGGGCGUCAAGUACAUUCCCAAUACCGAGAUCUUCAACGAUACGAAGAUCACGAUAACCGGUCUGAACGCGGUGACCACUUAUCGCUUCCAAGUCUUCGCCGAGAACGGAGUAUCGUCGUUGGCCGGCAAGUCGGAAUACGUGGACAUCACCGUUACCACGGAGGCGAGUGUGCCGAGUCUGGUGAGCAACGUUAGGAUCACGAGCGUCAAGAGCUCGGAGCUCAGUAUCAGUUGGGACGCGCCGGUCAUCGAAGUCGGCGGGGACAGCGAUCUCGUGGAGAGAUACGAAGUGAGGUGCUACCCGCGCUACGACGACGCCACUAAUGCAACCGUCAUUCAAACGUCCGAGCUGUCCGCCACGUUCAAAGGUCUCAAGCCUUCUACGGAUUACGCGAUACAGGUUCGCGCCAAGACCACCCGCGGCUGGGGCGAGUACACGCCGGUGGUAUUUAAGAAGACACCCCACGCGAUGGGUCUAGACUACGUUGGCGAGAACGAUAACAUGCAAGUUAGAAUAAUCGCAGGGGCGAUCGUCGCUGUGGUCGUGCUCCUCGUGAUCAUUAUCAUCAUGACCGUACUGAUCCUCAGAAGCAGGGCCUCGGACGAGUGCAACAAGAAGCAGCCGAGCGACUGCGACACCCUGGAGUACAGAAACGGCGAAGGACUAGUUGUGACCUACAUGCACUGCAAAAUGGACAGUUCACCGAUUGUGACAACCCAUACCAACAACAAGAGCAAGUCCUCGCUGACCACGCCGCUGUUCACACCUGCAGUGGGGGUCGCCGCGGCAGGCGCAGGCGGCACAGGCGGUGCAGGUGCGAGGAGCUACGUGGAUCCUCACACCUACGAGGACCCGAAUCAGGCGGUACGAGAAUUCGCCCGUGAGAUCGACGCCGGAUACAUCACGAUAGAGGCCAUCAUAGGUGGUGGUGAAUUCGGCGAUGUCUGCCGAGGGAAGUUGAAAUUACCGCCGGACGGACGGACGGAGAUUGACGUGGCAAUAAAGACCUUGAAGCCAGGCUCCGCGGACAAAGCCCGUAACGACUUCCUGACGGAGGCGUCGAUAAUGGGUCAGUUUGAGCACCCUAACGUGAUAUUCCUGCAAGGCGUGGUGACUAAGAGCAAUCCGGUGAUGAUCAUCACGGAGUUUAUGGAGAACGGCAGCCUGGACACCUUCUUGCGCGCGAACGACGGCAAGUUCCAGGUGCUGCAGUUGGUGGGAAUGCUGCGAGGCAUCGCCAGCGGCAUGCAGUACCUCGCGGAAAUGAACUACGUGCAUCGCGACCUCGCCGCGCGGAACGUAUUGGUCAACGCCGCUUUGGUCUGCAAGAUCGCCGAUUUCGGACUAAGCAGGGAGAUUGAGAGCGCCACGGAGGGAGCUUAUACCACCAGGGGCGGGAAGAUCCCAGUGCGGUGGACAGCACCGGAGGCGAUAGCGUUCCGAAAAUUCACGAGCGCCUCCGACGUCUGGAGCAUGGGCAUCGUGUGCUGGGAGGUGAUGUCGUACGGCGAGAGGCCGUACUGGAACUGGUCGAAUCAGGAUGUAAUCAAGUCGAUCGAGAAGGGCUACAGGCUUCCAGCGCCGAUGGAUUGUCCAGAGGCGAUCUACCAGCUGAUGCUCGAUUGCUGGCAGAAAGAGCGCACCCAUCGGCCCACUUUUGCUAAUCUCACGCAGACUCUGGACAAGCUCAUACGAAGCCCGGACACGCUGAGAAAGAUCGCUCAGAACAGGGGCACCAAUCCGCUGGCGCCGGACGCAGUGGACCUGACGCAAUUGACGUCGGUCAGCGAGUGGCUGGCCUCCAUCAAGAUGUCACGGUACGCGGAGAGCUUCGAGCGCGCGGGAGUGACGACGUUGGAGGCGGCGGCGCGCGUCACCGUUCAGGAGCUCACCUCCCUCGGCAUCACGCUGGUGGGUCACCAGAAGAAGAUCAUGAACAGCGUGACGGCGCUGCGGGCACAGAUGUCCGCCACCUCGCAGGGAUUCCUCGUGUAAUCGCGCCGCUCGCGAAAUCCUCCAAUGGGAUCGUACGUAUAACGUAAGCGGGCAAUCAAUCGACUGAUCGGCACGGAACAUCGCAAACUCCCCCCCAUGGAUCUCACAAAUUUGCUACUUGCCUCGAGGUGCCCCAGACACGCCGUUUCUCGCCGAGAAGAGAAGAAGAGAGCGAACACCGGGCGGCGACGAUCCGUGUAUCAUCUAGGAUUCAUUAAUUACCUAGUCAGAGCGACCUCGAGAGAGAGAGAGAGAGAGAGAGAGAGAGAGAGAGAGAGAGAGAGAGAGAAAGAAAGAGUAUCUCUUCCUGCGUAGGAGGAAGAGCCGAUAAAUCGAGAAGCUAAAUCUUAGUGAGCCGCGGAGGUUCUAUCUUGAUCCGAGAGAGAUACAAAGGUACUCGUACCGCAAACAUUCCACGUGGAGUCCACGAGAGAGUCGAGAGAAUUCAUUCUUCGCGCCUAUUACAUCUCCUCUUACGAGGAGCAGGAGGAGAUACCGACAGGGAGUACGAGGACCACACGUUCGGCAUCUCGCAGCCGAAACACGUACAACGACUUACUUCGAAUCCGUACGGAAGUACCCGUUGCACGAGGCUUCCGCGUAACCGAUAUCUAUAAGCGUCAGAGGGAUCACUCACGACGCUGGUAUCCCGUUAACGUUAAGGUAUAACGAACGAACGAACGGUGUCGUUCGAGCGAAGCUCGUGUCCAAGGAGAGGACGUCCCAGGAGAAGACGUUCCCACCGGGACGGAUGUAAUACACGCAAACAGCUCCGCCCGUUGCGAACAACGAGCGCCGAUUCAAGUCUUUCGUUUCCUAGGCCGUCUCCGUGACCGAUCCGCGCAGAGAUCAGACUGAUAAACGGAGACGAACAAGCCAUCCCACAGUAAUCACUGCCGCGAAACUCGCGUUGGGCUUCUUUUUAUCGUUUUACGAGAGCUCUUGGUUUUUAUAGUUUGACGCGCGAACCGCCGAACUUUGUAUACGUUGUAUAGUUUUUCUAUUUUUUAAUUAUAUCCGGCGUGACUCGAGACUGCUAUCUCGAGUCCUUUCAAUUUCCAUUCGUCUUGCUAGAAGAUUUUUAUAACACUUUGUCAAUCCAAACGACAGCUCCUUCUUAGUAUACAUACGCAUGUAACCGCGAUGCGCGGGAACAUCGAACGGGUGAACUACACGGCCUAAAAUGCCAUUCGAACACGUCUGCUCCUGGCCUCGCUUUUCCUACGUAUACUUGUAAAGCUACGUCUCUUUGUAACGACCGAUAUAAUAAAUCUCUCACGCAUCUGAUAAGGAGCAACGGCGGAUUACUAGACAGGUAACAGAGAAGAGAAAGCACCGCAUCGCGCGAACAAUACGUACCAAAAAAAAAAAAAGAAAAGAAAUUAACGAACCACUGAUAGUUUCCGAGAUUCUAUCGAUAGCGUGACAAUUGUAGUGUAAAUACAUUCUGUUACAUCAACACAGCGAGAACGCAUCCCAAUGAUUGCUAUUAUUACGUACAUACGUCGCCUAUGAGAAACGCGCAAGAGCGAGUGGCGAGUGGACGAGACGAGAAUGUGAGUGCGUGUAUCAGCGAGACGGUUUGAUCAUCGACUCGUCAUUCGACGAGGGACGAUCGAGCGGAGAAAGAAAACAAAAAAAAUCACGAAUCUUGCCUUUACGUUAUCCCUACAUGAGAGUAUGUCGUGCAUACGCGGUCUAUUGUACAGAUACCUGUCGAUUAACGAGAGCACGACGGAACAAGAAGUGGACAUGUGCCAACGCGAGUGUGCAAGAGUUACUGUAGCGCGAUACUGGUGUGACGCGACCACGAGAGAGAACGGGAGUGAGAGAGAGAAAGAGUGAAAGAUUGAGAGAAAAUGAGAAAACAUGUGUGCGUGGUGUGAAGCUACAUCGACGACGAAUGUCGAGAGAAAUUUGCAGGCCGCCCUUCGCGCUAUACAAUGUAUGUACACGAGCGUGCGAUCACCGAAUACGAGAUUACUAUUAUAUAUAAUACGUACAUAUAAAGAUAGAUAUUAUAUUACAAAUACACGCGCGCGAGACACACUUCGAUACGUAGAAGGGAGAAGGCAGAUAGAGAGGCACUCUCCAUCGGUAGGAGACGCGAAAAAAUCGAAGGAACGAGGAGAUCGCGUCCGGUUAACGAAAGAGCGCGACGUGACGCAAAGGACAGAGGUAGAGGGAUAGAAAAUGAACAGGCGUCCCUAACUGGCAAGCAAUGCGUCAACAUAUCAACAUUAUCCGGAAUGCAACGCGAGCGCGAAAGGGACAGCCGCGUACACGAUACACGCGAUCGCUUCGUCGAGAUCAGAUCGAGGUGAUUCCGAUCGAUCGCCGAUCGUGUUCUUCCCUCCGAGCUUUCCAACGAGCGAAACGCGGAGAGGAGAGUUUUAGCCAGGGAACGAGAAACAAACGUAGGAAAGUAAGCGAACGCGAGCGUGCAGCCUCGGUGGACGUUCGUCACGAGCGCUUUACGGUGCGCGGGCCGCGAAACGAAGUCGCGCGACGCGAUGAUCGAGUGGGCAGGCAGUUUGAUUCUCAUAGCCCGGUCGAGGAGUUUGCUUGCGAAGCAACGUCCAUUCCACUAUGCAUAUAUCUCUAAUAGGAAAUUGUUUUUCUUUUUCUUAGAGAGCGAGAGAGACGCGUGGAAGGGAGGGAGCGGAAGAAGGAGGCUCGCCUCACCGCGAAAUAGAAUAAGAUACGGCCACCGUGUCUUGUAAACGCGCUGAUCGUAAAAGACUGCUUCCCGGGCGCUUCGUGAGGGGCACGCGAUAACACGCAUUUACACCCGGGAAUAUAUACGUUACCGGCGACUUGUCCUCGUAAGAAAGAAACAGACAGACCAACGGGGCGGCGGACGUUAGGUAUACGGGAAUAUUGCGCGUGAGAUUAACUUCGGCUUCCAAGUGAGUCCGGCGAGCCGCGGGAAAAUUUCUUAAUUUAACGGUUUUUAAAAUCGCUAGUGAUGUAGUAGUCGACGACGUCGAAGCGACGGUAGAUGACAGACAGAUAGACGGCGAAGAGGACAAAAGUGCGGAGAGGACAAAAGAGAGAGGAGAGCGCGCACUUUGGUGGCCGUGAUUUCGUCCUCCUCGACGGGAUGCGUAUAAACAACGACAAAACGGAGCGAACUUCGUAGUAGCCUUUCGUAGCCGGCCAUAAUUAUCCAAUAAUUUCCCCUCGCGCACCCUCUUUAUCCUGAUCGCGUGGAAACGCGCGAGUCACGGCCACUGAAGGCGACUGGGAAAAAAAAGUCGGUUGUUGUCGCUCGUCUCAAAGGUGAUCCAACGUUGCUUCGGUCGUUCCCCCCUCGUAACGAGAUGUUGCUCGAGAUCAUUCUCCGAGCACACACGGAAAACACACCGAGAUACGCCCUGGUGUCUUUCGGUUCGGCGUGCUGCCUUCCGCGUUCGUCGCGAGAGGAGGAUAGGAGGUGAAGCGCGGUGGGCCGCGCAACGAGAGCAAAAUCUCCUUUAGGAAAAACAAAAAGAAAGAAAGAGAGAGUGAGAGUGUGACAGGGAGAGAGAGAAAGAGAGAGAGUGUGUGUGGUAUGUGUGCGUGUGUAUGUGUGUGAAGGCUACGGAAACGGCGACGAUUAAGAAGCAAUAAGUGAAUACACGCAAAUGCAGAUUUUUAUAUAGAGAAUGUUAACAAAUUUCAGAAGAUAUUAAUUAUCGAUAGCGCUAUCUUCCUAAAUGUUCGUAUUAAAGGUUAAACGAAAAAAAAAGUAAGAUAAAACGUAAGAGUGGCGAUGAGAUCGCGCGAAGUUCCGACCGAAAGCAAAUGCCGGAUGAAGUAAAACUGAACGAAAAGAAGUUAUGAGUCGAAUUCGCGAUGCGGCUGAAUCGCUAAUAAUGUUCGGUCGGGCCUUCGCGAGUGGGAUGAGAGAAGAAUGAGAGAGAGAGAGAGAGAGUGUGGUCUUUAAGAACUUUCAAGCUGUAACUAUCUGUGUUUUAGCGACGAACCUGCGAGUGCGACCUGAAGUUUCGAGGAUGUUGUUGAUUUCGACAAAUCGAUAUUUAGAUUUUCAUAGAGCUCUAUCAAUAUCACACACACGUACGGCCACGUAGGCGCGAGAAAUACGUGCGGGAAUUUCACGCGAACGAAACCGUGAUAGGGGACGUAUGUUAAUUUGAGAGCGAAAGUAUCUCGCGUACGACUGCCCGAUCCUGUAUUUCGUUCCAUCGAAUCUCCCCCAUACCCGUAUGUUCAGAUUAAGCUCAUCUUUGUAAAAACAAAACGAGAAAAAAGAGAGAGACAAGAGUACGCGUUACACUUUCAAAGCUUUCGAUCAUACUUUAUGCCACAACGUAAAAUAUUUUCGUUGAUCUCGUGUACGCGUGAAUACUCUUUAUUCAAGAGUGUAUAAACGGAGAAUCGGAUAAAACACGCGCGGCAGGAAAAAGCUUGAAAAAUCAAAAUUCGCACGUCUUUGUUAUGGUAAUCUGUCUUAUUUAUCUUAUUCUAAUUUUUUCUGUUUUUUUUAAUUCUAUGACAAAGAGAGACGAAGAGAGAGUGUCAGAGAAAGAGGUAGAAAGAAAGUGGAAGAAAAAAGAAAGAUAAGAAGUGAGAACGACAAAUGGCUAAAGAGCAAAUUGGUUGAACCGCCUCUCGCGUUUUCACUUAAUUCUUUAAUCGAUUUUAACGAAACUAUACUACUAUUUAUUAAAAGAAGAGAAACUUAUUUAUUGUUUAGAGAGAUCUGACUAAAUUGCAAACGCUCCAAUUAUCGUAAGUUAUCUAUUUACUAUUUAGCGACGAGAUAUGGGGCAGAGCAACGCUCAUUCUUUCCCUACUUUUGCGGGGGUUUUCUCGUUGGAAACUCCAUCGUGUGUAAAGUAUCAGACGAACGAGAAAUUGACAGCUACAGUGAUAUAAAACAAAGAAAAAAAAAAAAAGAAAAGAAAAAAACGAGAGAUAUGCGAUCGUCGGGAUCUGUACGCAGCUAUUAAUAUUAUAUUAUUUAGUUAAGGCGUUAAUUAAACGAGCGCGUUGUUUGACUCUUACUUUUUACAAACUCUUUCUACAGCGAACUCUGUCAAAGUACCUGCUUCGAGAAAAAACGAAAACGAUGAAAUCAGCGAAAAAAAAAGAA
This is a messenger RNA of Odontomachus brunneus, 9971 nucleotides long. It is a transcript of the gene Eph, whose product is annotated as ephrin type-B receptor 1-B. NCBI's taxonomy places the organism in Eukaryota, Metazoa, Arthropoda, Insecta, Hymenoptera, Formicidae. Gene Ontology annotation, cellular component: plasma membrane; neuron projection. Gene Ontology annotation, molecular function: protein binding; transmembrane-ephrin receptor activity; ATP binding. Bases 1709 to 4873 code for a protein of 1054 amino acids. The record is from RefSeq and is a predicted model, not a curated record. The transcript is spliced from 16 exons. Gene Ontology annotation, biological process: axon guidance; protein phosphorylation; cell surface receptor protein tyrosine kinase signaling pathway.